GUCCUUCAUUAAAUAUGGAUGAAUCCAAGGAAAAUAUGGAAAAGAUGGAGUCAACGUUUGUUAUAAUAGGAGGCGGUAUAGCUGGAGUAUCUUGCGCGGAGGGAUUGAGCUUCCUCGCUCCGGAGGAAAGCAUAUGUUUGAUUACCGCUAGUCCCCUGAUAAAAGCUGUGACAAAUGUAGUUCCACUAGGCAGAACAUUAAUGCGUUUUGAUGUAGAAGAAAAAAGCGCGACAGUCUUGAGCGAGAAGCACAAAAUGUUACGAGUUAUUCAUGAUACCGUAGUUAAAAUUGACACGGCUAAGAAGCUGGUAGAAGUCGGCGGUGGAAAAGUCAUAAGCUUCAAAAUGUUGUGCCUUUGUACCGGCGCGAAACCCAAACUGAUCGCCGAAAACAAUGAUUUCGUUAUAGGCAUUCGUGACACGGAAUCCGUAUUACAAUUUUCUCAGAAACUUAGAGACGCCAGGAGGGUCAUAAUCGUUGGCAAUGGCGGAAUCGCUACCGAGAUAGUGCACGAAGUUAAAGGCGUCGAAAUGAUCUGGGUAAUCAAAGACAAGCACAUUUCCGCAACUUUUGUCGAUCCUGGAGCCGCAGAAUUCUUUUUAGAUAAGAUUUCUUCUAAAUCCGACAUAUCGGAAAACCUUAAUAAAGAUUCGCCGACCAAAAGAAUGAGGUAUGUUGUGUCGGAUAGCGUGCCAGUUAAAAACGGGGCCGCUCUUGGCCCGGAUUGGCACAAUAAUUUGGAUAUGGGCGGUACACGUUUUACGCCUACAAACGUUCAGGUUGAAUAUGAGUGCGAGAUAUCAAAGUUACUCACUUCCGACGAGCGAGAACAGUUUGAUUCUACAGAAGAGUGGCCAGUUUACGCGCAACUAACGAACGGUAAGAUUAUUGGGUGCGAUCUUAUUAUCUCAGCAACAGGUGUCGUUCCAAAUUCCGACAUUAGUGGAUUGGAAGAUCUCGAAAGAGGGGAGGAUGCUGGAUUGUUGGUUGAUUGGAAGUUGGAAACUUCGAAGAAGGACAUCUACGCCGCUGGAGACGUGUGUACUGUCGGCUGGCCGAAAGCGAAACAUUGGUUUCAAAUGAGACUAUGGACGCAGGCUCAUCAGAUGGGUCGUUACGCCGCCAAGUCGAUGGGCUCGAAUUUAAGAUGCGAAGAAUUCUUGCAAGACUUUUGCUUCGAACUUUUCACUCACGUGACCAAAUUUUUUUCCUACAAAGUUGUUUUACUCGGAUUGUAUAACGGGCAGACGUUGGGGAAGAAUUACGAAAUACUUUUGCGAAUUACCAAGGAUCAGGAGUAUAUUAAAAUCAUUCUACAGGACGGCAAAAUGCAGGGUGCAGUGCUCAUUGGGGAAACAGACCUGGAAGAGAUGUGUGAAAAUUUGAUACUUAAUCAGUUGGAUUUAAGUAUGUAUGGCGAAGAUUUGUUGAAUCCUAAUAUCGAUAUUGAAGAUUACUUUGAUUGAUACAUCAUUAACUUUUUAAUAAAUACACCUAUUAAUGUUAU
Temnothorax curvispinosus is the source of this 1507-nucleotide messenger RNA. RefSeq names its product pyridine nucleotide-disulfide oxidoreductase domain-containing protein 1 (gene Pyroxd1). The transcript has a single exon. Gene Ontology annotation, molecular function: oxidoreductase activity; flavin adenine dinucleotide binding. NCBI's taxonomy places the organism in Eukaryota, Metazoa, Arthropoda, Insecta, Hymenoptera, Formicidae. The coding region runs from base 15 to 1466 and encodes 483 amino acids. The record is from RefSeq and is a predicted model, not a curated record.